UCCAAAGCCCGCCUUGUUUGUCUUCUUUCAAUGUUUGUGGCAUCGGGCAACACCGUUUCGAAUUCUUCAAGUUUGCUAUUUUGCUAACAUGUCGGCAAACGCCGAUAAAGAGAAAAAAUCAUCAAAAAUGGCCGAAGAUCGCGAAGAGAAAAAAGCAUCCAGCCCCACUGACAAGGAGGAUUCCAAGGUAGAGGCCACUGGUGCUGAUAACAAGAAGAAGGCCGAUGCGGUGGAAGAGGACAACGGCGAAGUUAGCGGCAAAGAGACCGCAUCUGCUGACGAUGAAAAAGCUAACGACAAGCCCAAAGCUAAGAAAUCCGCUGACAGCAAGAAAGAGGCCACCGAUGAAGAUGGUGAGGGCGAUGAAGAUCCCGCAGAAGAAGAGAAAGAAGACGAGGAGGACGAUGCGGAUGAUGAUGAUGAGGAAGCUGACGAGGAUGCCAGUAAAUCUAAACCAGCGAAACCAAGCAAGGAAGUGACGAAGAAGGCAGCGAAACCGGAACCAAAAGCUUCCACCGUUGCUGCCAAGAACGGGGAAAAGAAACCUUCCGUUACCGGCAAACCAUUGGGAGCCAUCGCAUUGAUUGAUGCCAACAUUGUAAAAUCAAAAAUGGAUGUGCUGCAGACGUUGCAUGUUAUAAUCUACGAAAAGGAAGGCAAGGCUCCGUUCAUGAAGAAAAAUUUGAAAAAAUUCGACGGAUUUACCUUCGACGCGGACUCGGAAGAAUACAAGAAACGUCGACAGGCCGCUGAAAAGAUGGACACAAAGAAACUUGCUCAAACUGCGGAAAUUCUCAAUCUGGAUAGUAAGGGAACCAAGGAGGAACUAGCUGAAAGAAUUUUCAAAUUUCUUGAGAAACCUGAGGGAGAUGAUCAUCUUGCAGAGGAGGAGGCUGAAGACGAAGAAGCCGCAGAAGAUGAGGAAGACCACAGUGAAGAGGAAGCAAAGAAACCGGCAAAACGUCCCCCUCCUACCACCAAAGGUGGUCGCGAAACGUCCAAAGGCACUGGCGGAAGACCACAGCGAGCUACUGCAGGACGUGGUUAUCAAGAUAAUUCCUUAUAUGUAGAUUACACCAGUUCUGAAGAGGAGGAGAAAGUAGUCAAACAACGGGGACGCCGUCGCAAUGAUUCCGAUAGUGGAUCCGACUAUAACCCAUCCGCUGGAUCCGACUCAGACGCUGGCAAACGACGAUCUGCGCGAGCACCUGCACGUGGCAAUCGGGUUUCAGCACGCAAUCGUCGCCGGCAGUCCAGCGAAGAUGAAGAAUCUGACGCAAGCCCAAGUGAUGAGGACUUCAGCGAUGACGAACCCAAGAAAAAGAAGGCAAAACCUACACCGACGCGAGGUCGAGGGCGUCCAGCAGGUCGAGCCGUGGCAGCUAAGGGUCGAGGCCGGAAACGAAAGGCCGAUACUGAAAGUGAAGACGAAGAAGAGGAUGAGGAAUCCGUAGCAGAGAGCGAGGACAGCGAGAAGCCGCAGAAGAAGUCUCCAGCUAAGGGUAAAACGGCAGAUAACAGUAAAGCGAAAAAUGCUGCUCCCUCAAAAGGAAGGGGCAGACCGAAGCGUGAAGCCCCAGCCAAGAAAUCAAAACGUGACGAAAGUUCUGAAGAUGAGGAAGACGAAGAGGAACCUGAGCAGGAAGAAAAUGAAUCAGAGGAGGAAGACGAGAAACCAUUGAAGAAGACCAACAAGGAAGAAAAGUCGAGCAAAGAGUCCAAGGAAAAAGAUGAGGCAGCACCACCUAGUGAGGACGAUAUCAAAGAAUUCCUCAAAGAAAUCCUCGAGGAAGCUAACUUAGAGGAGAUUACUAUGAAAACGGUGUGUAAAAAGGUAUACGCCAAGUAUCCGGACCACGAUCUGUCGCAUAAAAAAGAUUUCAUUAAGGCAACAGUCAAAUCUCUGAUAUCGACGUAAGAAAUUCGAUGUGUGAGAAUUUAUGUUUCUGCAAGCUUAUGCACGUUUUAUUAACUACAAACAUCAACUAACUUUUUACAGUGGAUAUGAUCAUUGAAUCAUACGGUUAUGUGGUUCUAGCGCGUUCGCGAAACAUAAACAUCAUCCUGUGGAAUGCAUGCAUUGAUAACAUAUGUAAGCAAAAAAUCGAAAACGGACUUGCGAGGGAUUAGUAGACAAAUGAAAAACAGUUGAGCAGGAAAAAUAUCAUCAAGAAUUACACAGAAAACAGUAAGAAAAUGCUGUCAAGAUGCAUGAUUCGAAGUUAGAUGUCAUUGAACUAUAAUGAAUAAUUCUCGACGCAGUCAUUUAUUAAUAUGAUGCUUUGUUUUUAAUUUAAGUUCUUCAAAAUUUCUUUUAUUUUUUAUUUUUUAAUUGUUUUCCCUUGCUGUCGAUUGAAUAAAUCAUCGAAAGCUUUUCAAUACAUCAUUUUCAUAGACUUGAAAGUUUCAAUAUUUGAAUGCUUGUUUAUUUCGCAAAUCAUAUUGCAAAACCAGCAAACGGAAACAACACAAAGUAUUGAUUCGAAACAUUGUAAAUGCAAGGAGCAGAUAACAUAUGAUAGGAAAACUUUCGAACACAAAACUAAAUCCACAUUUGGCCUCGAAACAGAAUUACACUAGAAAGCCGCGUAGGCCGGUAGGACCUUGAAUUACAAGUGAUGAAAAUAGCAAAGCAGAAGCACACAAAAUUUAUUUUGGAAAACGAAAGAAAAAUUUAACAAAUGCACCAAGCAUACUAAGUCGUGUUGAUAUGACAGAGAAUAGUUCUUUUUUUUUAUAUCGAGAGUAAUGUAAUGGAAGCAAGCGCUAUAAAUUGCGGUGUUUAAUAUAAAUAUAAAUACAAACAGGAAGAUAAGAAAACAAAAUACAAAAUUAUUCUUCAGAAUACAAAUAAACUAUAAUAACUAGGUGGAA
Messenger RNA from Wyeomyia smithii (pitcher-plant mosquito), 2874 nucleotides. RefSeq names its product protein DEK (gene Dek). Gene Ontology annotation, cellular component: nucleus. Gene Ontology annotation, molecular function: histone binding; DNA binding. The coding region runs from base 89 to 1918 and encodes 609 amino acids. Gene Ontology annotation, biological process: regulation of double-strand break repair; chromatin organization. The record is from RefSeq and is a predicted model, not a curated record. NCBI's taxonomy places the organism in Eukaryota, Metazoa, Arthropoda, Insecta, Diptera, Culicidae. The transcript has 9 exons.